Messenger RNA from Anoplophora glabripennis (Asian longhorned beetle), 2200 nucleotides. RefSeq names its product sodium-independent sulfate anion transporter-like. Lineage: Eukaryota; Metazoa; Arthropoda; Insecta; Coleoptera; Cerambycidae. The record is from RefSeq and is a predicted model, not a curated record. Gene Ontology annotation, cellular component: membrane. Gene Ontology annotation, biological process: transmembrane transport. Gene Ontology annotation, molecular function: sulfate transmembrane transporter activity. The transcript has 11 exons. Bases 332 to 2077 code for a protein of 581 amino acids.
UGUAUCGUGGUACUCGCGGUUGUUCCGUACUAUCGAACGAAAAUCCCAUCUCAGUAACUACCUGUGUCGAAACCGCUGAUCAGGAAAAUCUUUCAACACGAAAAAUUCUAGGAAAUUUCGUGUAGUCUCAGUUUUUUGCCGCUGGCCAACACAACAGAGAAUAAAUUAAUUCGCUUGGACAACUACGUUAUUCGAAUACGAUGGUUGUGUUUAUUAGGUGAUAAAAAGAAACUAGUGCGAGAUAGCGAAACACGGAGUUAUGAUAGUAAUUUUUUUUUAUGGUUAAAUAACAACAUUUUUAUUUGUGUGCAUUGUUAGUUGGAAUACCGCAAUGGCAAUUAUAGGUGGGUAUUCCCUAAGUGCCAGGCAGAUCAUCAAAAAAAGACUGCCCAUAUUAGCUUGGUUGCCUGCGUACACAUUUGGAACAUUCCUUCAAGACAUACUGGCUGGUUUCACGGUUGGUCUGACUGAAAUACCACAGGGUAUCGCAUACGCUCUAGUCGCAGGUCUGCCUUCUCAAUAUGGACUAUACAGCGGUUUCAUGGGCUGUUUCGUGUACUUUCUGCUGGGCAGUUGCAAAGACCUUAACGUUGGGCCCACCGCCAUCAUGGCGCUCAUGAUACAGCCCUUUGUAACCUCCAUGGGAGCAGCAGGGGCGGUCUUGCUAUGUUUCUUGUCAGGAUGUAUUAUUUUUAUACUAGGACUACUUCAUUUAGGAUUUAUCGUCGAAUUCUUCUCCUACCCAGUCAUAGCAGGCUUCACCACUGCCGCAGCUCUAAAUAUAGCCUCGUCACAGAUCAAGAGCUUAUUGGGCAUAGCAGGAAAGUCCCAAGAGUUCCUGGAAUCCUGGAUAUAUGUCGUUGAGCACAUCAAGGAGACCAGAAAGUGGGACGCCGUUCUUGGUUUUACCACGAUAGUAUUUUUAGUUAUUACUAAGGAAAUAAGGAGAUAUGGAACUCUGAAAAUUCGUCCAGAAUGGUCGAGGAAUAGGAACAUCCUCGGUAUAUUCCUUUUUAUGUUCUCACUAGCUAGGAAUGCUAUCGCUGUGAUCGUAGGCACCCUGCUUGCCUACAAUUAUUACGAGGAUGAUAAUACUCCAUUUAGAUUAACAGGUAAUGUGACAGGAGGUCUUCCAGAGUUUACUGCUCCACCAUUCACAACCACCUUCAAUGGUACCAACUUCGCAUUUACGGACAUGAUUAGAGAGUACGGAGCCGUAAUUAUUUUUUGCCCCCUAGUAGCAGUUUUGGAGCAUAUAGCCAUUGCAAAGUCAUUUUCCAAGGGUCGUACACUGGACGCCACGCAGGAGCUCAUAGCCCUUGGUAUGUGCAACAUCAUGGCAUCUUUCGUACAGUCGAUGCCAAUCACUGGUUCCUUCACCAGAACAGCUGUGAAUAACGCCUCAGGAGUAAAAACUACAGCCGGAGGCAUCAUCACUGGAGCUAUGGUUCUUCUGGCCUUGGGUUUUCUAACCUCAACUUUCCGCUACAUCCCGAAGGCUACCUUGGCUGCGGUCAUCAUGGUGGCCAUGUACUAUUUGUGUGAAUUUCACGCCUUUCUCUUACUAUGGAAGACAAAGAAAAUUGAUCUGAUCCCACUCACUGCCACCCUCGUAUGCUCUCUUCUGAUCAGUUUGGAGUAUGGAAUCUUAAUCGGCAUUGCGACUAAUAUGAUCUUCGUUCUGUACUCGUCCGCGCGUCCAAAAUUGGACAUCGAGCGACGCUCUGGUGACGUCUAUCUGGUGAAAUUAAAAACUGGACUCCAUUUUGCUGCCGCGGAAUAUGUGAGAGAAAAUAUACUCUUCAAUUGUAACGCGGAGAAGAGCACCGUGGUUAUAGAUGGGAAAUAUGUGGGAAACAUAGACGCUACAGUAGCAAAGAGCUUUAACGUGUUGAAAGAAGAAUUAGAGUUGAGGGACCAAAAGCUGAUAUUCGUGAAUUUUAAGGAAUCUGUGAUGAACACCUGCGUGGGGGUCAACAAAGAAAUAAGAAGUUCCUUUAGGGACAGAAUCGAGCAAAUUCCUGAAGUUCCUACCAUUGCAAGAGGAGACAUGUUCACUGUACAAUCCGUGGAAUAAUAUUUUAUUAAUUAUUGUGCUCAUUUUGUAUAUACAGUUGUUGUUAAGAGUUUUAAAUUAUAUAUUGAAUAUUUUGUUAGUAUCUGUUGUUUUUUCUUGUAAAAUAAUUUAAUUAUAUUUCGA